GAAGUGUAAUAUGACUCCGACACAACUCUGUUUUUUCCCCUUGUGUUGAUCUGCAUCUGCUCAUGUAUCUCGUCAAACCAGUUUGUCAUAAGAAAAAAAAUGUCAGAACACUGACUGCAGCAGAAUUAAUGCCUCACUUCUUUUUUAUACAAACUAAGUAAUAAAGUCAAGUACCUGCGCUCGUUCCAACAACUCUGUUUUCUUUUUCUUAUUGUUACUGAGAAUUUUCCUGCUGGGUGAUCAAGGAGAGUCAGAGGCAGCUUUUGACGGGACACGAAGAAACAUGUUUGAUGGGCGGGAAAAGUGACUCACCCGAGUAACGACAUGCACGGUGAUUGGCUGCAGACGCAGUCAAUCAUCACAGGUGUGGCGGCGGGGAGCAGGCGCAUCUCACGAAGGAGUUUCGACGCCGCAUUGAGUCAAGGUGUUUUCGGUUCUUCUUCUUUUUUAAUGAAAUAAGUGCUCAAAAAAUAGAGGAGCAAGUUGAAUUUGGUUGAAUGAACUACAACCUUCGCUAUGAAGAGGAGCAUGCUUACCUUUGUGCUUCUGUGUGUAGUGUGGUUACAUGUUGAAGCCAUUAAUGUGGACAUUCCUCAGUCAACGUACGAGGUUGCCAGAGAUCGCAACACCACAAUACCCUGUACAUUUACAACAACAGUCCAACCCCCAAAAUCAGGUGUCAUCACCUGGUCCAGGAGGCCCACAGAUUCCACGGAUCCCAAUGUUCCGUUUGAAACAAUUUUGACCUUCUAUUAUCCCGACAAUAGCUAUGAUUUGUCAGCAGGAUUUGAUCCAAAUCGGUUUUCCCUCAAUGUGGAUUUUCUGAAGGGCAAGGCUGACCUUCUCAUCAAUUUCCUCAAACUAGAAGACAGCACGACCUAUGAGUGUACUGCCCAGAUUCAAAGGGAUACAACAGGCAAGAAUGUGGAUACAGCAAAUUUGGUGGUUUUGGUGGCUCCAUCUGAACCCAUCUGUAAGGUGGAGGGAAAGACUGAGUACGGCCAGAACAUCAAUCUCACCUGUUUGUCUAAAGAAGCUUCUCCCGCUCCCGCAUAUAAAUGGCAAAGUCAUGAUGUUCAGAACAAUCUUCGUCCUCUAGACCCCAAAUCUACUGUCAAGGGGGGUGUUUUAAGUCUUUUUAACAUCAGCAGAGACACGUCGGGAUUCUACAUCUGCACUUCCACCAACAAAGUUGGCACUGCUACAUGCAACAUGACGGUCUCAAUCAUGCCACCAUCCAUGAACAUUGGCAGUACUGCAGGAAUCAUUGGUGGAGUUGCUGCCUUUUUGAUUCUACUCGUGAUCGUCAUUUGUUGCUGCUGCCGCUACCGAAAGAAAAAACAGGAGGAAGGCCAUCAGAUGGGAAGUCUUGAGGAGUACAAGGACAAAGAUCCAGAGGGGAAUGAUGAAACACGCCGCCCUGACGGAGAAGAGAGCACACGAGGUUAUAGUGAUUCCAGAGGCCCCGCAGAGCGGCGGGAUAAAUAUGAGGAUAGGAGUGAGCGCAAUGACGACCGCCACUAUGACGACCGUCGCAGUGACUAUGACGACCGCCGCAGUGACUAUGACGACCGCCAUUAUGACGACCGCCGCAGUGACUAUGAUAACCGCCGCAGGGACUAUGACGAUCGUCGUGACUUUGAUGACCAACGUAGCGACUACAGCGACCGCCGUGACAAAUACAGUGAUCGCAAUGAGCGCUACGAUGACGACCGCCGCUAUGAUGAUGACCGCCGUUAUGACGAUCGUAGAGGUCAGCGCUAACACAGUGAUGGCUACCAUCAUCUUUGCAACUUUAGAGGUCAUCAAGCAGGGCAAGAGUAAGACUAUCCAGAAGAUAUGCAUUAAAACCAACUCCUUUAUCUUGCAUUCACUGGGUAUGCAGAUGAUUACUUUUAUUGAUCUACAUCACAACUACUAAAAAAAAUAAUGAAAUGAUGUCUACUACAUUUUAGAACUUUCUAAGUUCUUCAGAAUAAUCUGCAAUGUCUUCAGCUCCACACCAGUCAUUUGAGAUUGAAGACCUUUGAGAAGAGAUGAAACAAUAAGAACAAACCUCAAUCCCAUUUGGCUUGAUUUCAGGUUUUUGGAUAAACUUGUCUGUGACUAUUGUUGUAUAGGGGGAAACUAUUUCUGUAGGACUAAAUAUGGCCAAGGAUGACAUUGUAAAUACAUUUUUAUUUCUAUACUAUACUUUUGAUAAAAUAGCAUGUAAAUGUUCUUUACAGUAAAAAGGAAAUUGAACUAUGUGUAAUGUUGGUGAUAUCUUCUGGGGACCAUGCAAUGCUGUAUUAGAAUAACUGAUUUACGACUGCGUCUUUUCCAAACAGAAGGACAAUUCUACCUUGUGACCUCCUAAAAUAUUUAACUGUAGAGAAUUUUCAUUGGAUUUUCUUUUAUUUGGAGUGUACAAUAGAAGAGCUGUUUGUAAAUUAUUCUUAUAUCUUUUGAUCUUUAGGUGCUUCUUUUUCCUUUUAUGUGUUUUAAGUUUUAUGCGAGUAUAAUGCCAUUGCAAUUCUGGUAUGAUUGCAUUCCAGUCUUGCACAUUACUUGACACAAGUAAGCCUCAGUGGGAGUUGUGUUUUUAACUUAAAAUGUUUGGUUAUGUCUCUUUUGCAUGUAAAGAUUGAUAUUCUCAGACCUGUUAUUUUCUGGGGUUGGUUACAGGGCCAUUUUACUUUCAUUGUUUUAAUAAAGAUUAUGUUUGAACUUUAA
Oryzias melastigma (Indian medaka) is the source of this 2715-nucleotide messenger RNA. RefSeq names its product cell surface A33 antigen. The record is from RefSeq and is a predicted model, not a curated record. Bases 517 to 1764 code for a protein of 415 amino acids. The transcript has 7 exons. NCBI's taxonomy places the organism in Eukaryota, Metazoa, Chordata, Actinopteri, Beloniformes, Adrianichthyidae. Gene Ontology annotation, cellular component: plasma membrane.